GACGUUUUCAACCACCUCGUCCUCCCUCCUUAAGCGGACUCCUUCUCUCACGACACUGCAGCUCCUUCGUUUCGCUUCUCGUCACAGAAACGCGCUCAUCCCUGAGACGUCCAUACACAUUUCCGCCUAGCCGCUUUUGCAGCAUAUCCGAGCCGGCUCGUCGGACCGUCCCCAUCCUCAGCCUCAAUUUCGUCGGCCGUCAGCCCCGCCAUUGUCCGUCCCCAGGUCCGAUCACGCCCUCCCGCCUCACAUAAGCCUGCGCGCCUCCGCGUCGCUCGCUCGCUGCUCGACAGGACCUCUAGGCUCGUGUACAACCGUAUAUCUGUCGCAGCAACACCAUUCGCCCACAAUGUCUGCGGAGCUGUACAGGAACAACAGCAGCAAUGGCUGGGUCGUCCAGAAAUUCGGCGGCACCAGCGUCGGCAAGUUCCCAGAAAAUAUCGCAGAAAGCAUUGUCCGCGCCAACCUAGCAUCAAACAAGAUUGUCGUCGUCUGCUCCGCACGCAGUACUGGCAAGAAGGUCACCGGUACCACGAGCAGAUUGCUAGAAAUCCACCGGAAACUGCGAGAGAUCGCUGCGGCCACGAGCGCCGAGGACACACAAAGCGCCCUUCUCGACGAGGCCAAAAUCAUCAUACAAGACAUCUGCAACGAGCACGUCCUGGCGAUCAAGGCGGUAGUCAAGACUGAGGAGCUCCAGAAGAAUGUGGUCCAGAGCAUAGAGGAGGACUGUCAGGGCCUCAUCGACUACAUCAUCGCAGCCAAGCGCUUCCACCUCGAGGUCAAUGCGCGGUCCAAGGACCGGGUCGUAAGCUUUGGCGAGAAGCUCAGCUGCCGCUUCAUGACUGCCGUGCUCAGAGAAAAGAACGUCGAUGCCGAAUAUGUCGACCUGUCCGAUGUCAUGCACUACGACAGCUCAGAUCGUCUACGUCCGACUUUCUACAAGGAAGCCGCGGCCAUCUUUCGCAAGAGAAUACUCGCCUGCCAGGACAAAGUCCCAGUAGUUACUGGCUUCUUUGGCAACGUCCCUGGCAGCUUGAUGGACGGCGAUAUCGGUCGAGGCUACACUGAUCUCUGCGCAGCGCUGGUGGCGGUCGGCCUGGCCGCUGAGGAGCUGCAAGUUUGGAAGGAGGUCGAUGGCAUCUUCACGGCAGAUCCCACAAAGGUCCCCACGGCGAGACUGCUCAGCUCCAUCACCCCGUCGGAAGCGGCCGAGCUCACAUUCUAUGGCUCAGAGGUCAUUCACCACCUCACCAUGGACCAGGUCAUCAAGGCCGAGCCGCCGAUCCCAAUCCGCAUCAAGAACGUCAAAAACCCAAGGGGCAAUGGCACCAUCGUUCUUCCUGACCCGAUCCAGUCGCCAGCGCAGCAGAUCAAGCGGUCGAGGCCCUCAGAGGUGAACCUCGCCCUGUCCAAGGGACCCAAGCGCCCGACCGCUGUCACCAUCAAGAAGGACAUCACGGUCAUCAAUGUGCACUCGAACAAGCGGUCCAUCUCGCACGGCUUCUUUGCAAAGGUCUUCUCGAUCCUCAACAGCCACCGCAUUUCUGUUGACCUCAUCUCCACGUCCGAGGUGCACGUCUCCAUGGCCAUCCACGCCGCCGACACGUCCGUCAGUCACUUUGAGAAGGCGACCGCCGAGCUUGGCGAGUUUGGCGACGUUAGCAUCCUCACCGACAUGGCUAUCCUGAGUCUCGUGGGCGCUGAGAUGAAAAACAUGAUUGGUAUCGCUGGCCGUAUGUUCUCGACGCUAGGCGAGCACAAUGUCAACAUUGAGAUGAUUUCACAAGGCGCCAGCGAAAUCAACAUCUCUUGCGUUAUUGACGUCAGAGAAGGCACGAGAGCCAUGAAUAUCUUGCAUACCAACCUCUUCACUUUCUUGGAGUAGGGAUCUGGAUCAUCCUCUGCACAUUGGAGAUCUGGGCAUUUGGCAUAGAUGCGGCGGACACGUGUGUUGUCUGUUCGAUAGCCCCAAAACCUGGGUUUGUGGGCCUGCGCAUGAUCAUAUAGAAAGUCGAGGAGAAAUGGAGAGGCCAUGCUGAAGUUAGAUGUGGACUAUUUAGGCCAGUAAGCAUUUAAGAUGUACAUAAACCAUAGACAUACCUACGUAUGCUUCAACGGAUACCGAAGGAAAAUGAGUGUUGUUGUUGACAACGAGAAGGAGAAGAGAAGGAAAAGAAUAUACGAAAAAAACCAACAAAAACUCACAAAUGCCCAUUCUAGACUAUAAGACGUCCAAAGUAAUACAAAGAAACUUAUUCAGAGUUUAUGCAGUC
Molecule: messenger RNA, 2276 nt
Organism: Microdochium trichocladiopsis
Lineage: Eukaryota; Fungi; Ascomycota; Sordariomycetes; Xylariales; Microdochiaceae
Product: aspartate kinase
Exons: 6
Coding region: 350-1888 (512 amino acids)
Molecular function (GO): aspartate kinase activity
Source: RefSeq, a predicted model, not a curated record